AUGUCGCGAAAAACCUCAAGAUGCGACAUUGUGCUGCAAAAAUGGAAAACAGUCCACAGAAUAUUUGGUUGUAAGAAUUUGACUAGCCACCAUUUGCUUCUGGACAAAGCUCCAAAUAUGCAAUAUUACCAAACUACAAUGCAUUUGAAACGACUUUUUGGUGUAGGUACAGGUGUUUCCAUGUAUCCAGAAUGCACCGAGUUUGAAUUGAUAUACAAUUGCUUGAUUCCAAUCUCUGUCCAAUUGAGAAUUGAAUAUUUGGGAUACAAAAGUUGCCUUGUACAAGACGUUAAAUUACCCGAUGGUGUCGAAGCAACGGUAGGUACAGAAGUCGAAAGCUCAACCACAAAAACAAGUACAACCGACAUAUAUUCAAAGCAUCCUGACCUGUCUCAUAAAGAAGAUGCCAUGGUGCACAUCACAAAAGGGUCAACAGUGCGAAAUCAGAAGGCGACAACCAAGGCUGCCAAGUCAGACAAGUCUUUUAAAGCGAACUUUUCUUGCAUUGAACAACCAAGGACCACUUCACUCAACAACAAGGGACAUGAUGUUACUCCUACCAACUCAUCUGCCAAAAAGUCAACACCAUUACCGGUGGAUGACAAGAUCGAAUGGGAUACCUUGUAUAACACAAAGGUACUACCCCUUCUUCCUCCAUUUUGGAAUGGGCAACUACCCAACGGAACACCACCGCGCCUUGUGUUCAUACUAAAGGAAGCCGCUUGCUAUGCUCGUAUAAACACAAAUGUGAAAACCAAAUGUGAAGAUGAGAUACGGUCUUUUCAUGAGACCCUUCGUCAGCAUCUACUGCUCGAUUCAGCUGAUACGAGGAUCGAAGUCCGUAACGAGUUGGAGCUGAAAAUUUACGUUAGAAUAAUGUCGUUAUACUACAUCAUAAUGAACCCCUUUCCAACUUCUUUGGAUGAAGAGUAUGGCGCUGACAGGUUGCAAAAGUUUGGCAAAUUAGCCAAUGGAACUUUGAGAGCAAUAAAGAAUUUGUUGAAACAUUGGGGCCGCCUCUUGGCUGGCAGUGAAAGACAUUUAACACUGAUAAAUAGGCAGUUGAAUAUCAAGGUUACAGAAAUCGAAGAAGAGAUAAAGAAGGUUCUUCAACUUAGUGAAGAAAUUAAGAAGUCUCUGAGAGAUCCAGAGAUGGAGGAGAGUGUCGCAACCCAAGAUGCAGUUGAUGCAAAUAUGCCAAACGAGAGCUCACGUGUGGGACUAGUACAGCAUGGGGGCCGGAAAAUAGAUGUCUAA
Molecule: messenger RNA, 1257 nt
Organism: Lodderomyces theae
Lineage: Eukaryota; Fungi; Ascomycota; Pichiomycetes; Serinales; Debaryomycetaceae
Exons: 1
Coding region: 1-1257 (418 amino acids)
Source: RefSeq, a predicted model, not a curated record